Messenger RNA from Tetrahymena thermophila SB210, 465 nucleotides. Its product is annotated as transmembrane protein, putative. The record is from RefSeq and is a predicted model, not a curated record. NCBI's taxonomy places the organism in Eukaryota, Ciliophora, Oligohymenophorea, Hymenostomatida, Tetrahymenidae. The transcript is spliced from 4 exons.
AUGCCAUCAAAUGAGUAGUUUAAAGCUAUAUCUUAGGUAAUUAAUUAAUCUUUUUAUUUUUUAAUUUUCUUACAUUUUAUCUAUUUUUUAAAUUUAUAUUUAAUAUUUGUUAAUUUAUUUUCAUUUUUUUUGUAUUAUUAUUCGAAAUUUAAAUUAUUUUAUUUUAUUAUUAAUUAGCAAUAAUGGUUUAAAUUUAGAAGCAGUUUAAUUGAUUGCAUAAUCAUUAUAAAACUGUUAGAAUCUCACUCAGUUAACUCUUUAUCUUAACUCAAAUAAUUUAAACGAAUAAUCGGCAAAAUAUCUUGCAUAAUUCUUAGAAAAAUCUUAAAGUCUUACAAAAUUAGAUUUAGGCCUUAACAAUAAUAGUUUGAAUUCAGAAGCAGUUAAAUAUAUUACAUAAUCAUUAUAAAACUAUUAGAAUCUUAUUCAGUUAACUCUCUCUCUUUGGUCAAAUAAUUUAAAUGA